Sycon ciliatum is the source of this 5406-nucleotide messenger RNA. Its product is annotated as regulator of nonsense transcripts 2-like. Gene Ontology annotation, molecular function: protein binding; RNA binding. Gene Ontology annotation, cellular component: cytoplasm; exon-exon junction complex. Bases 246 to 4112 code for a protein of 1288 amino acids. NCBI's taxonomy places the organism in Eukaryota, Metazoa, Porifera, Calcarea, Leucosolenida, Sycettidae. Gene Ontology annotation, biological process: nuclear-transcribed mRNA catabolic process, nonsense-mediated decay. The record is from RefSeq and is a predicted model, not a curated record. The transcript is spliced from 40 exons.
UUUGCAUACAGUAUUUACGAAGUAUUCAAGACGAGAGUUCAGCUGCUUGCAAUGUAAUGUAUUUUAUGGUCUAAAUAUCACUCCAAGAAGUUAAGAGUCAGGACUAAAGUGUCUUUCAAUGUGCCUAUGACGUAGUCCAGUGUUGGUAGUAGGUUGGCUUUUUUUCGUGUGUUUUGCCAAUAAAACAGGAAUUGUAAGUUAUCCUUGUAGUAGAAUUUCCAGCCAAUGCCUGUGCUGUCAAUGUAAUGAGCUCAAAGUCAAGGCCCCAAGGACGUGGCCCUCCUGGAAAAUCUCGGUCGCAUGAUGGGGAUAGAGGUGCAGCAGAGGAACAGCGCGUAGAGCGCAGGAAAGACCCAGACUCUGGUCGAGAUGGCGGACGCCGUGAGGAAACUGGCAGGCCAAAGCAGCAGAAACAAAAACAUCCCAGGGAAGACCAACCCUCUGGUAAUGCAGAGCGAAGAAAAGCAGACAAGCAGCGGCGUGAGGCACAGGAUGCUGCUCGAAAGGAGCAGAAGAAGAGAGAGGAGGAGGAGAAGGCGCGUCUAGAGGAGCAGCGCAAGAAAGAAGAGGAGGAAAAGAGACAGCAUGAGGAACAGCUACGCAAAGAGGAGGAGGAGCGUCGACAGAAAGAAGAGGAAGAGCAACAUGCGCGCGACACGCUUGCGGAAAUCGUCAGUCGCAACAAGCACAAGAUGGCCACCAGGCAGACCAACCUUGCAGCCAAAGAGCAUCGGCCUGACGAGACGGCACUGCGAACCUUCGACUCAUCCGUGAAGAAAAACACAACGUUUGUGAAGAAGCUGCGGUCCGUAACGGAGCAGCAGCGUGAUGCACUGUCUGCCGAAUUCAACCAGCUCAACCUCAGCAAGUACAUCCAGGAAGCGGUAACGUCUUUUGCGGAGGCCAAAUUGAAGAUGGCUGAUGUGGGUGCAGCGGUGCAUCUGUGCGGUCUCUUUCAUCAGCGUUAUGCAGACUUCUCCAAGCUGCUUUUGCCCGCAGUAGAGAAGAUCUUUGCAGGCGGCAUGUCCAAGGAUAAGCCCCCUAACGUUUCCCUGUUUCGAGUGACGCUGCGUUUUUUUGGAGAGCUUGUCGUGUCCGGUGUGUUUGAGAACGGUGGCAUAAGCAACCUCCUACACGUCUUCACCAUCGUUGUACAUGCCGACAAGGACUCUCAUGCAUACCUGUUGGCUGUUCUCAGCUUUUGUCGUCACUGCGGUGAAGAUCUCGCUGGUCUCGUUUCGCGCAAGCAGCGCUCGCUGCUGUCCAAGUUCAAUCUGGAGCAGGAGAAGACAGAGUCGUUCCUGCCCGCUGACAAGCAGAUGCUCUUCAAGAAGCAGAUGUUUGACUACUACCAAACUCUAUGCGAUCACGUGAUGGCUGACCUCAAGGCUGUACAGAAGGUGGAGCGCAGGAAUCGCCACAUCAUGCUGACUAAGGGUGAAGUUUCUAAUGAGCGGCAAGAAGAGGCGGAAACACUUCGGAAGGCAUACGAAAAGCUGCUGUCCAACACUACUGCUCUGGCUGACGUGUUGGACAAGGAACUUCCCGACUUGCCUGAAGAUGAUGUGCCCGAAGCUAGUGAAAUGGGCGGUGUGGACUUUGUGAAAGCUGGCGAGGGUGGCAGUGGCGAGGGUUCACUCUCCCUGUGGGAAGACGAGGAUGCGCGGACAUUCUACGAGAGCCUCAUUGAUCUGAAGUCAGUUGUUCCUGGGAUUCUUUUCAAGGAGAAAGAGAAAGAAAAGGAAGGUUCAAAGUCUUCUGCCGGCGAUGGCAGUGAGUUAUCAUCAGCAGCAACAGGCACUGGCUCAGGAGAUGCAGAUGAUGUGAUGCUGGAAGAAGCUGAAAGUGAUGCAGCCAUCGAAGCCAUGAUUGAGGACCUCAGCCUUCAGGAGCAGGAACCUGUAGUCAUAGAAGAACCAGAGGGGAACAGUGCGUCCAACCAGGCAUCUGGUGCGUCGUCUGCUGGCAAGCUGCUGGAUGAUCUAAUAACGCGCCUUCCCCAGUGUGUCAACCGUGACAUGAUUGAUGAUGCUGCCACUGACUUUUGCCUUCACAUGAAUACGAAGUCAAACCGCAACCGGCUAAUCAAGGCGCUCUUCACUGUCAGGCGCAGCAGGUUGGACAUGUUGCCGUUUUGCGGCCGCUUUGUAGCCACGCUCGACCCCUGCCUACCGGACAUUGCGAUAGAGCUGUGCCAGUGGAUCAAGAAGGACUUUCGCUUCCUGAUAUUCAAGAAGGGGCAGACGAACAUUGAGUCCAAGAUCAAGUGUGUACGAUAUAUGGGUGAGCUCACCAAGUUCAAGCUGAUGCCAAAGGCAGACACGCUGCACAGCCUGAAGAUUCUGCUUCAUGACUUCACGCAUCACAACAUUGAGAUGGCAUGCCAGUUGCUGGAAACGUGCGGACGCUUUCUCUACCGCUCUCCGGACUCGCAUCUGCGUACCAAGAUCUUUCUGGAUACAAUGAUGAGAAAGAAGGCCGCGCUGCAUCUUGACGGACGGCAGAUAACCAUGAUCGACAAUGCUUUCCAUUACUGCAAUCCUCCUGAUGUUCCUAAGGCCAGUCGCAAGGUUCGUCCACCCAUGCACGAGUACAUACGCAAGCUUCUGCUGAAGGACCUCAACCGCCAAUGUGUGGAGAAGGUGCUUCGUCAAGUGCGGAAAUUUCCAUGGAAAGACCCAGAGGUCAAGGAAUAUGGCGUGAAGUGCUUCACUCGUGUAUGGCGCUUAAAGUACAGCAAUAUCCAGUGCUUGGCAAAUGUUCUUUCCGGCUUGGAGUUGUAUCAGGACGAAUUUGCUCUUCGCGUGAUUGAUGGCAUCCUGGAAGAGAUUCGCAUUGGCAUGGAGACGAAUUCGGAGAAGCACAACCAGCGUCGGCUGGCAGUUGUGCGUUUCCUUGGUGAGAUGUACAAUUACCGGCUCGUUGAAGCAGCUGUGAUUUUCCGCACCCUGUACAUGUUUCUUGGCUUUGGCAAUACCCCCGACGGUUCUCCUAGCCCGGUUGACCCACCGGACAAUUACUUCCGAAUACGUCUUGUAUGCUCAUUGCUGGACACAUGCGGCAUGUACUUUGACCAUGGCUCGGCAAAGAAGAAACUCGAUGCGUUCCUCAUCUUUUUUCAGCUCUACAUGUUCUACAAGGAGAGUCCGCCGCCUUUGGAGAUCGAGUUCCUGUUUUCAGACACCUUGGAGCAGCUGCGUCCAAAGUUGAAAGCCUUUGCAAACAAAGAGGACGCUAUGGCUGCUGCUAAUGAACUGGAGACUGAGUUCAAAGCCCGCAGAGUGAAGCUGCUACAGAAGGACAAGUCGGCUGGCAAUCAAGCCGGUAACGAUGUGGUCAGCUCUGAGAUGUCUGGCUUUGGUCUGCUGUCGCGGCAGCAGGAUGCUGAAGACGGCUACGAGGAUGAUUCUGACUCUGACAACGAGGACGCCACUGGUCCACGUCGGGGCACGAUAGAGUAUGGUGAUGAUAUGGGGAGCACGGAAGAAGAAGGCAUGUUGAGUCAGGAUGAUGAACAAGAAGUGGUGCUCCGUAACGGGCCCAAGAGGAUUGACUGUCCGGAGGAUGACGACUUCCUGGCCGACUUUGACAAGCUAAUGAACGACAAUGUCGCGACGCGGCGCACUGACGCCCCCGUGGUUCCGGUCUUUGAUCUACCUAUGCCUGUGGCCAAUUCACGGAUAGAGGAGCCUUCAUCUGAUGGAAAGCUCAAGUUUUCUUUGAUCCUCAAGCGAGGUAACAAGCAAGUGCGACGAGGUCUGGACGUCUCCGAGAAUUCGGAAAUAGCAACGGUUUGGCGUGAACACAGGCAGGCCGAUGUUGAGCGUGAUCGCAAAGAGAGACGAGAGCUCAAGCAGUAUGUCCUCGAGUAUGAACAGCGGCAAGAGGAGGAGGCUUAUACAGAAUCGCUCGGUGACUUGCAGAAACCUGUCCAGCCUCGUGUGCACCAUCAGCGUAGUGGCGGCGGCGGCGAAGGCGGCGGUGGAAACGCCGGCAAUCCACGCUACUAUGACCGGGACAGGCGUCCACUCUACGGAAACCGCGGCCCACAAGCGCCGGCCAGCAUCCACAGCAGCUCUCCAUUCCCAGCACCUGGACCAAGGAAACGUUAAUGAAGUCUCUGUCACUGCAAACUGGUGAGUCUCCGGGCUGUUGUGACGAAGGUAGAAAAAAAGCUAUGGACGAAGCAGCACCAGCUUCUCAGCGGUGGAGUGGAAAGCUCGCUCCACAUAUGGCGAGGAUGACCGCCCGCCGCAAGAAGACGGCUGCGAUUUCACAGCAAUCAGUAUGCCAAACAAGCGAAGGAAAUUGUUUCUCACUUAUCACAAGAUCUGUUCAGCGUUCUUAGUCUCUGCACAUGCGCGCUCAAAGCUUCUGUAGACUUGGUGAACUUGAGGCCGAAGCUCGACCAACCCGUACUGUCCUCAGGCGUGUGGUGGUGAGUAGGAAAUACACUCGAAGUCCUGACAGCGUUCCCCGCGCCCAUUUGUGGACCCGCCGGCGGGCAUGCUUAGGUGCAUACCGUGCUGCUGACAUGUUUCACAGACCGAUGUGCAGCUGCUGUGACGUCUGUGACCUCAGCCACGCGAUGCAUUUCUCCAAAGAUAGUGUUGUGUUUACUCCGGCGAGCACGCAGAGAUGGCUUUCCUGGGCUAUGCAUUGUUUUCUAAGACCCGCGGCCUGGACAGACCCGCCAAUGCCUGUCAAACAUAGAUACAGUUCUGUCUGCCCGAGGGCCUUCAUGUUAUGCAGCCUGCUGGUUUGUGUGUUGCUCUUUUCUUGAGUCUGGAGAACACAUGGCUACUUGCCAUUAGUAUGCCUACUACCUGUGUCAUGCAUAUUCUCCUUUUUUUAUGCCUUCUAGUCUGGUGGAUUCACCAUACUCAUCACACAUGCUGUUUGUAUGAAGCUGGCAGUUAGUUGUGCCGGUACAGCGUACGGUGCUUUCUUUAUUUCUUUUCUCUAUAGUUUGUACGUUGUAGUUACCCGGUGUCUUGUUUCUCCUAUAUUUUUAUUAGCGAACCCACAGCAUCGUCUUGUCUUGGUAGCCAAUACUGGUGUUUACCAGCUCUCGUGUGUCUAUGCCAUUCUCCGCUUACCCAAUGCACUAGAACCCCGAACUGCUGGCGAAUUACAGCCAUUCAGAUAGCUUUCAUGAUCCCUGCUGCAGCUUCGGCUCGACCAUGCAUGCACAUUGCUGGCCUUUGUUUGCGCCGCAUCGGUGACAACCUUUUUUUGGUCUGUGCAGUAGUAUUUAAUAGUGAUCUGCACUACAACAAUUGUAGUGGUGCCAUUAACAGCAUACACCACAAUGCCAGCUUGGUGCGAACCGUGCAAUCAUUGUAGGUUCAUCAUAAUAAUGAACAUCUGCUAUGUAUCUCGGCAAAGGUGCAGCAGUUCCCUGAA